Messenger RNA from Bactrocera tryoni, 903 nucleotides. Its product is annotated as outer dense fiber protein 3-B. The record is from RefSeq and is a predicted model, not a curated record. The transcript is spliced from 4 exons. Bases 91 to 780 code for a protein of 229 amino acids. Lineage: Eukaryota; Metazoa; Arthropoda; Insecta; Diptera; Tephritidae. Gene Ontology annotation, cellular component: cytoskeleton.
AAAAAACAUAUAUAAAAAAUCUUAUCUUUCCUAAAUUCGAAAUUCUAAAUUUUUCAUCUGAUUUCCUUUUGACAUUGCAAAAACAGUAACAUGAGCAAAAGGCCUUUAGGUCCCGGACCCGGCGCUUACAUGCUGCCGCCGAAUGUUGGCUAUGAAAAUCAUGAUGCUCGUAAGCAACGUAUGCCACAGUACUCGUUUGGCACACGCUCAUACAAGCACGAAAAACUGAUUGGCCCAGGACCGGGAGCCUAUAAGGUUGACACCUUGACGCGUUAUGGCAUAAGUCGUGGAAAUCAAUUUACGAUACAGGGCAGAACAUAUGUGAAAGAAAAACGAUUUGGUCCAGGACCUGGUGCACAUGACGUACAUCUAAAGCCGUUCUUUAAGGGCACUGAUGCGCCAGCAUAUUCUAUGUCUUGGCGCACUGCCUAUAACUUCAAGAGCUCUACACCGGGUCCCAAUGCAUAUGGUGUGGAUGUGUCACCAAUUAAACCGGGAUUUCCAGCAUACAGCAUGGGCAUGCGGUGUGGUAUAUCAGGUAAACAACAUUCUCCUGGACCAGCUGCUUAUGGUGCUGGAAAUCUCUCCGUUAAACUGCCACGUAGUCCUGAGUAUUCAAUUGCCGGACGAAAUCCCUUUUAUUACAAACAAAUUGGCCCUGGUCCAAACUAUUACGAUCUAAUGUACUACCGUCCCGGCAAAUCUGGACAGGCUUACUCGUUCGGUAUACGACACAACGAGUUUGCGCCACCAAUGAUUGUUAAGUGUGAUAAUAUGUGAUUGCAAUAUUAGGAAGAAAUCAUAUUUCUUAUAUUUUGGUACUUACUUUGAAGAUAAAAGUUUUGAAAGUUCUACUAGAUUAUACAAUUGAUUAUAUAGAAAUAAUAAACUAAACCGAAAUAA